UAAAUGGUUUCAUGGGGUAACGCUCACACCAGUCGURCGUCUCUUCAGGGUUCAGUAUGCAGAAGGCAUGAAGCUGCCAGCAGAAUUUGAUUCCAGAGAGCAGUGGCCCAACUGUCCCACCCUGAGGGAGAUCAGAGACCAGGGCUCCUGUGGAUCCUGCUGGGCGUUUGGUGCAGCAGAGGCCAUCUCUGACCGUAUCUGCAUUCACACCAAUGGAAAAGUCAGUGUGGAGAUCUCCGCUCAGGAUCUGCUCACCUGCUGCGACAGCUGUGGAAUGGGAUGUAAUGGUGGCUACCCUCCAAAUGCUUGGGACUUCUGGACCACAAAUGGACUGGUGACUGGAGGGCUCUACAACUCUCAUAUUG
Messenger RNA from Poecilia reticulata (guppy), 365 nucleotides. The record is from RefSeq and is a predicted model, not a curated record. NCBI's taxonomy places the organism in Eukaryota, Metazoa, Chordata, Actinopteri, Cyprinodontiformes, Poeciliidae.